Molecule: messenger RNA, 1680 nt
Organism: Arachis stenosperma
Lineage: Eukaryota; Viridiplantae; Streptophyta; Magnoliopsida; Fabales; Fabaceae
Product: probable pectate lyase 8
Exons: 7
Coding region: 108-1451 (447 amino acids)
Molecular function (GO): pectate lyase activity
Source: RefSeq, a predicted model, not a curated record
UCCUCCUUCUCGAGAAAAACAACACCACACUAGUUUGUGUUCCCUCUGUCAGAGAGUGAGAGAACACGAUCACAACAAAGCAUAAGGAAAAGCUGUGACAUACAACAAUGGAGGUUCAGUCUCUGCGAUGCUUCAUCUCCCUCUGCGUUCUGCUCGCGCUGCUUUCAAUUGGCGCCAAUGCAAGCAACUACAACGAGAAACAGAUCACAGAAUCAAGCAAUGUAGGAGAAGCGAAUUCGCAGAGCUUGGAGAAUUCUCCAAUGGCGAAAAGGUCAGAUAAUGAUGAUUCAUCAAAUUUGCAUGCAGUUGAUAAUCCAGAGGAGAUAGCUUCCAUGGUUGAUAUGAGCAUCCGCAAUCACACGGUAAGAAGGAAUCUGAACUUCUUCUCAUGUGGGACCGGGAACCCAAUAGACGACUGCUGGCGCUGCGACCGCCGCUGGUACCUCCGACGCAAGCGCCUCGCCACCUGCGCCAUUGGCUUCGGCCGCAACGCCAUCGGAGGCCGCGACGGCCGGUACUAUGUCGUCACGGACCCGUCCGACGACGACGCCGUGAACCCGAAGCCCGGCACCCUCCGCUAUGCCGUGAUCCAAGACAGGCCUCUCUGGAUCGUGUUCAAGCGCGACAUGAUCAUCACACUCAAGCAAGAGCUCAUCAUGAACAGCUUCAAGACAAUCGACGGCCGCGGCUUCAACGUCCAUAUCGCCCGCGGUGCCUGCAUCACCGUCCAGUUCGUCACCAACAUUAUCAUUCACGGCAUCCACAUCCACGACUGCAUCCAAACCGGUAACGCCAUGGUUCGCAGCUCUCCUUCGCAUUACGGCUGGAGAACCCUCGCUGACGGUGAUGGCAUCUCUAUCUUCGGCGCCAGCCAUAUCUGGAUUGACCAUAACUCCCUGUCUAAUUGCUCUGAUGGGCUUAUUGAUGCCAUCAUGGGAUCUACUGCCAUUACAAUUUCUAACAACUACUUCACUCACCACAAUGAGGUUAUGUUACUGGGCCAUAGUGAUUCUUAUGUAAGAGACAAGCAGAUGCAAGUCACCAUUGCUUAUAACCAUUUUGGGGAGGGUCUAGUCCAAAGGAUGCCAAGGUGUAGACAUGGAUAUUUUCACGUGGUAAACAAUGAUUAUACCCACUGGGAAAUGUAUGCAAUUGGUGGCAGUGCCGAUCCCACAAUUAACAGCCAAGGCAAUAGAUACCUUGCCCCUCUGGAUCAUUUUGCUAAGGAGGUGACAAAGAGAGUAUUAACAACAGAAUCCACAUGGAAAAAAUGGAAUUGGAGGUCUGAUGGAGACCUUAUGUUGAAUGGUGCCUAUUUCACUUCAUCAGGAGCAGGAAAUGCAGCUAGCUAUGCUAGAGCCUCAAGUUUGGGGGCCAAAUCUUCUUCUUUGGUUGGAACUCUUACGUCUGCUGCUGGUGUUCUUAACUGCCGCAGGGGUUUCAUGUGUUAAUAAUAUGCAAACACUAUCAGCCACCAAUACAAACAAAGGAAAACUCAAUUAGGAAAAGUGAAAAAUAUUAAAUACAGAAGAGAGAGAGAGAGAGAGAGAGAGAUGUAGGAAAGGAAUGCAGAAAGAAAGUUCCUACUUUCCAUUCCUUCUCUUAUUAUUGCGUUGUUACAGAUAUAUUGAGUGAGAUUGCAGCAAUUGGUCAUACCUACUGUUCCUUACUUUUUCUUUU